AUGGCACUCCACAGAGAUACCAAUGCAUCACAACAACUCAACUCUGCUACCAUCACGGAAUUGGAAAGGGACCUGGAAAUGGUUGAUAUAAAGUUAAAAAUUGCUGAGUUGACGAAAAGGAUAGACAAACAACCGCAGGACCAUGAUGAUCUAAAUUGCCAGCGGGCGAAACUUUACAACAAGGCAGCAAAGAAGCACCGAGACAAUCUCUUCACAGAGGCACCAAUACACGGCAGGGCGUAUUUGCAGGAUUUGAUUAAUCUCUGCACCUCAGAGAAGGGGUUGUACGGUCGGAAUACCGAUCUUAAUCUAGUAAACCCGUACAAGGCCGUUCGAAACAUAUCUUACGCAAGAAGUUUGCAGGAAGUUAGCAGACCCAUCCUAGUUGGGAUUAGCGGACACUUCGCAGUACCAUGGGAAAAUGUUUCUCCGCCUAGAGAAUCACGUUUCGGGCUAUAUAGCCUGGUUGUCAAUUUCAAGCAUGGCAUGCUCAAUGCUUCUUCUGUUGAUAGCUUGUCUGCCGUUGCUCACAUUGCAAUGCCUUGCUACAAAGAGCGCAAAGCUAGCCAAGGUGACUUGCUUCGUCAAAACCCUGAAGAAUCUUCGCGGAUUUUCCCUCACUCACAGAGCACGUGGCGUUCCUUGCUCUCCAUCGGCCAGGCCACAAGUCAUUUUCCUGAUUCCUGCAGCAAUAUCAGAGCUCUUCUACACAAGACUCCUGCUAUACCGGAUAGUUCUAGUGUUACUGAAACGGUCAAGGAUGGCCGCCUAUUCUUAGAAGGCUGCUCACAGUGGAAGAUCCGUUCGAUGUCUGACUGCGAACUUACUUCGAAGUUGAAGAGGUCGUGCCCCCAGACAGUAAUCAUCGGGGAACUCCAACCAACAUUCUGCAAGCUUUCAGAUACAUUUCUUCCGAGGCGGACUGGGCUCGACACCACGUCAGAUGCUUUGCCAACGGGAAACUAUCUUUACAUAAAUGAAGCAGAUAAAUUAUCCUACACCGACAAUAAAGCUACCUUAAGGUCGAUAGAAUCACCUGCGCCUGAGCAUGGAUUUUUGAUCCCUGUUGGUGAUGCCGAUGAGCGGGAGUUACAAUGGUGGGCCGCAAUCCUUGCGAAAGGGCGCGGAUGGCGAGCAGCUUUGAACCGAAGCGAUAGGGAGAACUCCUCUCCUUGGGCCUGCCACUUGAGUGAUGACAGAUCGCUCGCUAUCCUGCAUAAUGGCCCAGAAUUCACCCCGGCUUGCUCUCUUGAACCACCAUCUUCCAUGCGAGCUCAAUGCUACCUUCUCCGCCUUGCUCAAAUGCAUGAUGCAGUUGAGCACCUGAUUGCUGCUUUUGCAGCUGCCCUCACACAUACCAAGACACCAGAGAUUUGGGGCCCCUGUCAAUCUCCCUGA
Molecule: messenger RNA, 1398 nt
Organism: Paracoccidioides brasiliensis Pb18
Exons: 3
Coding region: 1-1398 (465 amino acids)
Source: RefSeq, a predicted model, not a curated record